Lathyrus oleraceus (garden pea) is the source of this 968-nucleotide messenger RNA. RefSeq names its product protein LURP-one-related 17. NCBI's taxonomy places the organism in Eukaryota, Viridiplantae, Streptophyta, Magnoliopsida, Fabales, Fabaceae. The record is from RefSeq and is a predicted model, not a curated record. The coding region runs from base 152 to 847 and encodes 231 amino acids. The transcript has 2 exons.
CCAACUUGCUUGCAUCGUCAUUGUUUUUUUAACCUUAGAAAAAACACACGAUAAGUGUGAACACGCGCAUAUAUACAUUGUUGAUGCCACAAAGUGUUAAAUACUAAGAUCAUAGCCUCAUAGGACAAAGAAACAGAGAGAGAAAAGAUUCAUGAAGGUGUUUCCUAGGUUUAAGUUUCUGUCGAGAGCAGUGGUUCAUGAAGAAAACCAAGGUGAACAUGUUUUGGGGAGGAACAUGUAUCCUAUUGUAAGAAAAGAAGCAAGUUUGUGUUUAUCGUCACUCACGGUUUGGAAAAAAUCGCUUCUGAUGAAUUGUAAAGGUUUCACUGUUAUUGAUUCGAAUGGUAACCUUGUAUAUCGUGUUGAUAAUUACUCUUUGCACCCCCAAGAGCUUGUUCUUAUGGAUGCUUCUGGAAACUCUCUCCUCACCAUGCGUCGCCACAGGAAGCUUGGAUUGGUAGACAAUUGGUGUGUGUAUGAAGGGGAUUUGGGGAACCAUCGUACGAGGAGAACAAGAACAUGUAGGACAAAAAAGAGUCCGGUUUGUUGUGUAACCAAGAGUGUAAAUAUUUUAAACGGCAAUUCCAAUGUUCAAGCAUAUGUGUACCGUGUAGCUUCUGGCUCAGAUAAUCGUCGCGCGGCGUUUACGGUUGAAGGUUCAUAUGCACAAAGAACGUGUAAGGUGUUGGAUGAGUGCAAGAAAGCUGUAGCUGAAAUCAAAAGAAAAGAGACCAAUACCAAGGAUGUGUCUUUUGGGGUUGAGAUUUUUCAGUUAGUUGUUCAUCCAGGGUUUGAUCCUGGUUUUGCUAUGGCACUUGUUUUAGUACUUGAUCAAAUGUUUUCAUAACAUACUUCAUAUAGAGUAGUAAUAUAUAAUAUUACAUUUAUGACUAUGUUAUAAAUGAAAACUUAUUAUGUUCUUCCAUAUGAAAUAGCACAGAGAAAGCAAUGAAUUCUGCUGUUUUAUA